Molecule: messenger RNA, 1596 nt
Organism: Colletotrichum tamarilloi
Lineage: Eukaryota; Fungi; Ascomycota; Sordariomycetes; Glomerellales; Glomerellaceae
Product: NCS1 nucleoside transporter
Exons: 4
Coding region: 1-1596 (531 amino acids)
Biological process (GO): transmembrane transport; nucleobase transport
Cellular component (GO): plasma membrane
Molecular function (GO): nucleobase transmembrane transporter activity
Source: RefSeq, a predicted model, not a curated record
AUGGGUCUACGGAAGCGCUUGGAGCUCCGCUCCGAGAGCGCCGACCUCGGCACGGAGGGAGGCCGGCUCUCGAACAAGGACAUGGAUCCUAUUCCGAUGGGCUCUCCGGAGCGCACCUGGGGUUGGCCGAGUUUGCUCGGAUUCUGGAUCGCCGAAGCCUUUUCCAUCUCGAUGUAUCAAGUCUCUUCAACCUCUGUCACAAAAGGCCUGAACCCGGGCCUUGCAAUCCUUGCAGUGUUCAUCGGCCACGUCCUGGUCUGCAUCCCGGCAAUGCUAGAUGGCUACGUCGGCUGCAUCUUUGGCAUCAACUUUCCCGUCUUCACCAGAGCUUCCUUUGGCCUCCGGGGUUCAUAUGGCGCCGUCUUCGUCCGUGGUGUCGUGGCUUGUAUCUGGUUCGGCACUCAGUCGUUUCAGGGUGGGCAGUGCCUGCAGGUCAUGAUCUCCGCCAUCUGGCCGUCAUUCAACAACUUCCCGAAUCACCUCGCCGAAAGCGCGCACGUCACCAGCUCCGAGCUGUUAUGCUUUUUCUUGUUCAUCAUCGUUCAGCUGCCACUGCUCUGGUUGCAUGUGAGCAGUCUAAGGUACAUGUUCAUGGUGAAGACUGUGAUUAUGCCAAUCUUUGGGUUGACGUUGUUCAUCUGGGCCAUUGUUGCUGGCAAGGGUUUCGGCCCGACAUUCUCAAAACCAACUCUCAUUAAGGAUGGCACGCCCGCUAUUGUCGUAUUCUUCCAAUGUGUCACCAGCGCUAUUGGCCCCAAGGCAACCCUCGCCCUCAACAUGCCCGACUUCACGCGGUAUGCAAAGGAGCCCCGACAGGUCUUCUGGACGCAAGCCGUCGGCCUAUGCGUUUUAGUCACGAUGUGUGGUGUGCUAGGUGCGACCGUCAGCAGCGCCUCGGAAGUCAUCUACGGCAAGGUGACCUGGAACCCCCUGGAAGUCGCACGGCUGUGGGACAACCGCGCUGCUCAGUUCUUCGCGGGUCUCUGUUGGGCGUUUGCGGUGAUUGGCACAAACAUCAGUGCCAACAGCGUCUCUUUCAGCAAUGAUUUGGCGCUAUGGUUUCCAAAGUAUAUCAACAAUAGGCGCGGAGCAUAUAUCUGUGCCGUGUUUGGCGUAUGUGCCGUGCCCUGGUACAUCCAGUACAGUGCUAAAUCCUUCUCCUCUUUCCUUGGUGGAUACUCUCUCUUUCUGGGCGCCAUUGCAGGCAUCAUCAUCACCGACUUUUGGAUCUGCCGCAAGCGUGCAAUGGCAGUCUCGUCCCUCUUUGAUCCGCGAGGCAUACACUACUACACUUUUGGCGUCAACCCCCGAGCGGUUAUCGCCUUCAUCUUUGCCAUCAUUCCCAACAUGCCCGGUCUUGCCGCUGCUUGUGGCGCCAAGGGAGUUCCCAAGGGGGCCAUUUAUCUCUACAGCUUGAGUUGGGUUGUCAGUACCUUGGUGGCUAGUUUCACGUAUUGGGUGUGUUGGAAAAUUAAGCCAUUCCCCGUGGACGAUAGCCGGGAGCUGUUGUAUGUUGACGGAUACCCCACGGUGGAGGAUUCGAACGGGUCAGAGAAAGGCUUGGAAGGGAAAGACCAAGACGUGAAGACGGGAUGA